GUACGGCGGUAAACGAUUUUUUGGAUGGGCUACUUUUGGCUCCGGUGUGGUAACAUUGCUCAUACCCUAUGCAGCAAUGUUCAGCUACUCUGCCGUUAUUUCUAUUAGGGUGAUACUUGGAUUGCUACAGGGAGUGACAUUACCAGCAGUGCUGGUUGUUUGGUCGCAGUGGGCACCGCCGCUGGAAAGACAAAAGCUCAUUAACCUUAGCCUGUCUGGCUCGACUUUUGGAAUUAUCUUGACCUAUCCAUCUGUGAGUAUCAUGUGUCACAUGGACAAAGAAGGCUGGGGAUACAUUUUUUAUAUAUCAGGCGCAGUGACAAUCACAUGGUGCGUUCUCUGGUAUUAUUAUGUUCACGACACACCCAGCAAGCAUCCUCGGAUCACCCAACUGGAGAAAGCGUACAUUCACAACUGUCUCAGACACAAUAUGCCCCUAAAGGAAACGCACAUAACUCCAUGGCUAGAAAUGAUGUCAUCACCACCAAUAUGGGCUUAUAUAUUGACCCAUAUGGCUUCUACCUUCCAACUGUACGGCCUCAUGUCGUAUAUGACCAUUUACUUGCAGGACGUUCACUAUUUCUCGAAAACAGAG
Candidula unifasciata is the source of this 595-nucleotide messenger RNA. The record is from the annotation of a GenBank genome assembly. NCBI's taxonomy places the organism in Eukaryota, Metazoa, Mollusca, Gastropoda, Stylommatophora, Geomitridae.